CGACAGCCGGGGACAGACCAGCGAAUAUCUCGAUCUCCGCAGUCUCCACCACCUCCGGUUGUAAAUUCACGAAUCCACCGUACCCUUAAUCGUAAUUUUGUGCCUCCAUCAGAAUAUCUUCUCUGCCUCCUGGGCACGUCGUUAGGGUUUAUUAGUUUCCGCCGCCCGAUUCAUAACCCCCACAAAAUCAAUUGAUCGUCCGUCGCACGUAAAAAUCGAUCGUUCAUUCUUUGCGGAGGGGGAGGUAGAAUCGCGGCCGAUGGGGUCCAGAGAAAAGGAACAUGGUGCGUCGCACCACCAGCCACUCUUAAGCAGCCUUGUCGUACGGCCAUCGUCUAGCGACGGCGGCGGUGAAGGUGGCGGUAGCGGCAGCGGCGGCGGCGGCGGCGGCGGCGGCGAUGUUGGAGGCGGAGGUGGACGUGGUGGCGGGUUUGAAACUGGCGAGGCGCGUCGUGAGAUGCCGCCAUAUUCUCGAUCCGAGCGAUUCUCUGACGCUCCAGCUUUGAAUAUUGCCUGCAAGAACUUUGGUCUUGACGAAGCCAUCUUGGUGUGAGUUCAGUUCUGGGAUCAUUGUUGGAUGGAAUGUGGGGUUUAAUAUUAGGGACUGCAUAUAUGGGGCUGAUAUCAUCUGUCACGGGUGUGAAUGGUAGACAAUUUUGGGUUGUGUGUGCAUCUUUUUAUUGGGAAUACGGUUAUGGUUCACAUCUUAGGAACAUGAAGCCGUUAACUCGACAUCAGCUUGAACCGUGUGGAAACUGUUCCACGAAGUGCCCAAGUCACUGACCAAUCUGUGAUGCCAGAUGAUUACCCCACCUGGUUAAAUAUAUUGGAUAAUUUUUCUCCAAUAGGCGUGAUAACAUAUUCCAGUGUGAGCUUUUAGUGGUUUGCUGCCCAGGCUGGGACGCUGGGUAAUGACUUCGGACUCGACUAUUUUAGAGGCUUUCUCUAAUGGGACAUGUCUCUUGCUCGUGGAUAUGGGCCAACUCUGGUAUCUUUUCAUUUGGGUGAAAAAAUGCAAUGCUGAAGUUCCUCGAUGUUGCUGAUACUUUGUGGAUUAGUAUGUGGCCGAUUGCACACAACCUGGUGCUGUGUUUUUUGUUCCCUUGUGGUUUCUCUCUUUCUUUUUGGAUGGUAAACUUUGUUCAGCCGAGUGGGUCCACAUGAGGUGGUAUAGAAUAAACAAGUAGGGCAGUGAUGCUAUAUAUUGUCUUAAGUGUGUAAAUCUGGGGAUUGGCUUUUGAUAAUGCUGAUGAUUGGUUUCUUGAAUACUGGGCUGACGAGCACUUCACCUCCGUCCAUGGUUGUUAACUCUUGGGCAAAGAGCAGAACUAGUGACAGAGAAGAGUUGAUAACUACUCUUUGGGAUCAGGGUUGCUGCAGCCCAGUGUGUUUCUGUGACAUUGGAACUUUUGGUUGGGUUGACUGUUUGGCAGUUUUUGGAUUUAUAAGCUAUUGGUUGGUGGUAUAGAAUGAAUGCAGGUUCUGGUUCACCUGCACGUCGUAGGGAUGGAGAUCACCGGUAUGCUUCUGAUUUUGAUCAUUCAGGGGGUCCACCAAGGGGGCGUGAGUUUAUGGUCGGCAGGGAUGCUGGUAGAUUUCGAGAUUCUUCUCCACCUUUCACUCGAGGUAGAAGUAGUGGUGGUGGCAGGCCACUAGCUAGAGAGUUUGACCGUCCUGGGUUAGGUCCAGGACCAUUCAGAGGAGAGGCCAUCAAUAGGAACAAUCCAAAUGUGCGUCCCAGGGAUGGAGACUGGGUCUGUUCCGAUCCUAUGUGCACGAAUCUGAACUUUGCUAGGAGAGAUGUGUGCAAUAACUGCAAGAAGCCUCGCUACGCCCAACCAUGGGGAAGCCGAAGUCCUCCUAGGAGGGGCUAUCCGGGUCCCCCGCCUCCACAUGCUGUUGGUGGUCCGAGACGCCCACACGGUCCUCCAUUGGAUCUUUCUCCUCCUGGGAGAGCCAUGAACAUAUACAGGUCUCCACCUCCUCCUCGUGGCGGUUGGGGCAGGGGCAGCCCUAGGGAUUUCGGGCCUGGUGGCCCUCCACAUCUCAGGCAUGGAGGACGGUUCUCUGACCCUAGAGAACGCCCCGACUACCCAGACGACGACUACAGGGGAAGGAGCAAAUUCGAUCACCGGCCGAUGCCACCAGUGGAAUGGGGUCACCGAGAACGCGGCAGGGAUGGGUUCUUCAACGAAAGGAGAGGAGGGUUCGACAGACGGCCCGCUGCUGCACCCCUGCCUAUACCUCCUCAGCGAGGCGGACGAUGGGGACGCGAUGUGAGGGAGAGGAGCAGGUCCCCGCCGAUGAGGGGCGGCCCUCCACCAUCGAGAGAUUUCCGACGAGACAUGUUCAUGGGACGAGGAGGAAGGGACGAUCGACGCCCUCUUGGGAGAGAUCGAGUUGGAGACGUGUAUUGA
This is a messenger RNA of Linum tenue, 2417 nucleotides long. The record is from the annotation of a GenBank genome assembly. NCBI's taxonomy places the organism in Eukaryota, Viridiplantae, Streptophyta, Magnoliopsida, Malpighiales, Linaceae.